Molecule: messenger RNA, 1079 nt
Organism: Caenorhabditis elegans
Lineage: Eukaryota; Metazoa; Nematoda; Chromadorea; Rhabditida; Rhabditidae
Gene: cah-4
Product: Alpha-carbonic anhydrase domain-containing protein
Molecular function (GO): carbonate dehydratase activity; zinc ion binding
Source: RefSeq, marked reviewed
CGCUUUUCGAUGGCACCUCCACAAGUAAGAAGGUCCGCUAGGUUAAGCAAGAGAUGCCAAGAAGAAAAGGUUAAGCUUCAGAAGAAAAAUGUCGGAUUUAAGGCAAAAUCUAAGUCGGCUAAAAAGAGUAAUAAGAAAUUCAAGAAAGCUGCCGCUCAAAGACAAAGCCCAAUUGACAUCGUCCCACAACACGUGUGCUGUGACACAGACGUUUGCAAGGCUGAUGCCUUGAACAUUGACUACAAAUCAGGUGACUGUUGCGAUGUCCUUGUCUCCGAAGGAGGUUUCCUUGUGAAUGUCAAGAGAAAUUGUGGCACAUUCCUUACCGCCAACCAUUUACCAUCAUCAAAAUUCGCGUUGGCUCAGUUCCAUGCUCAUUGGGGAAGCAACUCGAAAGAAGGAUCCGAGCACUUUUUGGACGGAAAACAACUUAGCGGAGAGGUUCACUUUGUAUUCUGGAACACCAGCUAUGAGUCGUUUAAUGUGGCACUCAGCAAGCCCGAUGGAUUGGCGGUUGUUGGAGUCUUCUUGAAGGAAGGAAAAUACAAUGACAAUUACCAUGGCCUGAUCGACACAGUGCGCAAAGCCACCGGAAAUGCCACACCAAUUGCCAUGCCAAAAGACUUCCACAUUGAGCAUCUUCUCCCAUCCCCGGACAAGAGAGAAUUCGUUACAUACCUCGGAUCCCUUACCACCCCACCAUACAACGAGUGUGUUAUCUGGACCUUGUUCACAGAGCCUGUGGAGGUCUCCUUCGGACAGCUCAACGUGCUCCGUAAUAUCAUCCCCGCCAAUCAUCGCGCCUGCCAAGACAGAUGCGACCGUGAAAUCCGAUCUUCCUUCAACUUUUAAAUUUCUUAUUUUUUUCCCUUCUCAAUGGUUUUUUCUAUUUAGUUUUUCUGUACGAGAACAACUCACAAUCAUCAUGUAAAAAACAAGUUCACACCCCCGUGCCGAUGUAAGUAUGAAACGUCUCUUUCCCCUCAGAACAUACAUGUACGAAGAAGAGCUUAACACUCUUUUCUGCUUUCUCAUUAUAAAUAAUUUAGUAUUCAACUGGAAUAAAAAGUUUUUCGCUU